GGCUCGGCGGUCCCGGAGUGUUUUCAGUUCCGCCUCCGUUCGUCCAUUGCCCUCUCCUCCCUGCCAGACCCUCUCAUCCCAUCGCAAGAGGAAGGAACAAAAGGUCCCGGGCCCCCCAGAUCUCUCGGGGCGGGACCUGGCGCCUCGGUGCAGCACAGAUUCACAAGACUACUUCUGCAGUGUGGGUUGCUGCCUUUGGUAAGAGCAUGUCGUCCAUCUUGCCUUUCACGCCACCAGUGGUGAAGAGAUUGCUGGGAUGGAAGAAAUCGGCUGGUGGGUCUGGAGGUGCAGGUGGAGGAGAGCAGAAUGGACAGGAGGAAAAGUGGUGUGAAAAAGCAGUGAAGAGCUUGGUGAAGAAGCUGAAGAAAACAGGACGAUUAGACGAGCUUGAGAAAGCCAUCACUACUCAGAAUUGUAAUACUAAAUGUGUUACCAUACCAAGCACUUGCUCUGAAAUUUGGGGACUGAGUACACCAAAUACGAUAGAUCAGUGGGAUACAACAGGCCUUUACAGCUUCUCUGAACAAACCAGGUCUCUCGAUGGUCGCCUUCAGGUUUCACAUCGGAAGGGUUUGCCACAUGUUAUAUAUUGCCGGUUAUGGCGCUGGCCUGAUCUUCACAGUCACCAUGAACUUAAAGCAAUUGAAAACUGUGAAUAUGCUUUUAAUCUGAAAAAGGAUGAAGUGUGUGUAAAUCCUUACCACUACCAGAGAGUUGAAACACCAGUUUUACCUCCGGUGUUAGUGCCUCGGCACCCUGAGAUUCUAACAGAACUUCCACCGCUGGAUGAUUAUACCCACUCCAUUCCAGAAAACACUAACUUCCCCGCGGGAAUUGAGCCACAGAGUAAUUACAUCCCAGAAACACCACCACCCGGUUAUAUCAGUGAAGAUGGAGAAACAAGUGAUCAACAGUUGAACCAAAGUAUGGACACAGGUUCUCCAGCAGAACUGUCUCCUACUACUCUAUCCCCAGUUAACCAUAGCUUGGAUUUGCAGCCAGUUACUUACUCAGAACCUGCAUUUUGGUGUUCUAUAGCAUAUUAUGAAUUAAACCAACGGGUUGGAGAAACCUUCCAUGCAUCACAGCCCUCACUCACUGUAGAUGGCUUUACAGAUCCGUCAAAUUCAGAGAGGUUCUGCUUAGGUUUACUCUCCAAUGUUAACCGAAAUGCUACGGUAGAAAUGACAAGAAGGCAUAUAGGAAGAGGAGUACGCUUAUAUUACAUAGGUGGGGAAGUUUUUGCUGAGUGCCUAAGUGAUAGUGCAAUCUUUGUGCAGAGCCCCAAUUGUAAUCAGAGAUACGGCUGGCACCCUGCAACAGUGUGUAAAAUUCCACCAGGCUGUAACCUGAAGAUCUUCAAUAACCAGGAAUUUGCUGCUCUUCUGGCUCAGUCUGUGAACCAGGGCUUUGAAGCUGUCUAUCAGCUCACUAGAAUGUGCACCAUAAGAAUGAGUUUUGUGAAAGGGUGGGGAGCAGAAUACCGAAGGCAGACAGUAACAAGUACUCCUUGCUGGAUUGAACUUCAUCUGAAUGGACCUCUACAGUGGUUGGACAAAGUAUUAACUCAGAUGGGAUCCCCUUCAGUGCGCUGCUCAAGCAUGUCGUAAAUUCCAUCACAAGUCAAGUCCCAUCAAAGACUUAAUGUAACAACUAUUCUGUCAUAGUAUUUGUGUGUGAUCCCCAUGGAUUGUUUGCCAUCCGGAAAUUCCAGAGAGAAAACAGCACUUGAGGUCUCAUCAAUUAAAGCACCUUGUGGAAUCUGUUUCCUAUAUUUGAAUAUUAGGUGGGAAAAUUAGUGUCUAGAAAUGCCGUCCCAACCAGGGGGACGAGAAGAUUUAAAGACUUCAUGUUGUCUUAUUGGGCAUAAGACUGAAUGUCCCAAAGGUUUAUUAUUAACAGUAGUAGUUAUGUGUACAGGUAAUGUAUCAAGACCCAGUACCGCAGUAUUGUGCUGUUUAUAUACAUUUUUAGUUUGCAUAAAUGAGGUGUGUGUGUGCUGCUUCUUGAUCUAGGCAAGCCUUUAUAAAGUUAUAGUACCUAAUCUGUUAUUCCCACUUCUCCGUUAUUUUUGUGUCUUUUUUAAUAUAUAUAUAAUAUAUAUAUCAAAAUUUUCAAAAUUAUCACUUAGAAGCAGAUUUUCCAUGUAGAAAAACUAAUUUUUCUGCCUUUUACCAAAAAUAAAAAAAAAACUCUUGGGGGAAGAAAAGUGGAUUAACUUCUGAAAUCCUUCACCUUAAUGUGUUCAGUGGGGCUUAACAGUUAUUCUUUGUGUGUUUAGUCACUGCUAAAUCUCAUUAUAAGGAAUACUUAUUGAAAACUUUUUUCAGCCUCUUUUCUUCAUCCCACUUCUGUUCUGUUACCAAAACAGUGCAGCAUGAUGUCAUUGCCAGUAACAGUUGCACUGAUGGAUACUGGCCAUCAGCUAGUCCUGAGGCCAUGAAAGGUUUGCGUGCAUUACAACCAGACUUCAAUAGGUAAUGAUGACUCAGCUGACUUAUCAGUCUAUUGAUUUGCCUUCCCUCUUAUCAAAAUGCCCAAGUGGCAGUAUAAUUAUUUUCAGGGAUAUGCUAGAAUCAUUGAAGUAUAUUUAGCUUUUUAAAAAAAGCCAAUCUAAUAAUAAAGUACCCUCUUUUUAAAGUAUUUUAAAAUAUUUUAAAAGCAGACCUUCUGCUCUUCCAUUUCAGUAGCUUUGUUUCACUUAGUUACCAGAUUGUAUUACGAGGAGGACCUUUUGUAACUGUAAUUGCCUCUGCAAAAUACCUAGAGAAGUGAUGAUGAAGUAUGAACAGCAGAUAACAGCCAUCUGUUCUUAAAGUAUGUUGUACCCAGUUCAUAAGUUGAAUGUUACAUUACAUAAAUACAACUCAGAAUUUUAAGAAUUGGGAAAAGCUGUGUAGCAGGUGUUUGGCUCACAGUUGCCUGAACUUUGUACUUCUCAUCACUAAUCCUGGGUGUGUGAUUCACCGGACCUUAUGCUACGCAGCAAGGAGAUUCCAUCAGCUCUGUUGGUAGUCCGUUCUGCAGCAAAUUAUGUCCAGUGUCAACUCAGUGCAGUGUAAACCUGCCUUCUUGUUUGCAUCUCAGAAAUGGAAAGUACUCAUUCCUGAUCUCCUUUCCAUAAAUUUUCAUAUUUUUACAGAUAGGUACCUUUAGUAUUUGUUCUUUAAAACCAUAUUCACCUGUAUGUACAGGUAUCAUUUCGAUACUUUUGGCAUUCGGUUUUCUAUGGGAAAUGACCCAUUUUUCUAUAUUUGUGUGUAUAUGUAUGUUUCAUGUAAAUUUGGUACAGUGAUUUUUUAUUCAUUCAGAUAUUUAUUGUUCACGUGUUGAUGUGCCAGGAACUUGAUAAACCUUUGGGUAAAGGUGUACAAGACAGCUCCAGUUCCUGCCUUUGCUGAGGUGGCAGUUGCUGUGAAGGAGGUAACCAGGGUCCUGUCCAGAGAACGACAGGGUGAGGCUUCCAGGAGGACAUCGGGAAGGCCUCAGAGGAAGUGAUGCUUGAGCUGACACCUGACCCAGAAGGACCAAGCCAUGUGAGGGGCCAAGGGAGAUGAGCACUCCUGGCAAAGGGGACAUCAUCAAGCCCAAGGCUCAAACUAAAGAAGACUUAACCAUAAGGCGGUCCUGCGUUGUUAUACAGAAACCAAAUGUUGAAGACCAGAAUGAUUCUGCAGUUUCUGUUAUGCUGAAGGGUUGCACUGUUUGUGCUAGAGUGCUUCUGUUAUCUCACCAGUAUAUCUUCUUCCUCAAAUCUUUCUUAUAAACAUUUUUACUUGCA
Molecule: messenger RNA, 3781 nt
Organism: Jaculus jaculus (lesser Egyptian jerboa)
Lineage: Eukaryota; Metazoa; Chordata; Mammalia; Rodentia; Dipodidae
Gene: Smad2
Product: SMAD family member 2
Exons: 11
Coding region: 207-1610 (467 amino acids)
Biological process (GO): regulation of transcription by RNA polymerase II; anatomical structure morphogenesis; cell differentiation
Cellular component (GO): heteromeric SMAD protein complex
Molecular function (GO): I-SMAD binding; RNA polymerase II cis-regulatory region sequence-specific DNA binding; DNA-binding transcription factor activity, RNA polymerase II-specific
Source: RefSeq, a predicted model, not a curated record